Molecule: messenger RNA, 876 nt
Organism: Phycodurus eques (leafy seadragon)
Lineage: Eukaryota; Metazoa; Chordata; Actinopteri; Syngnathiformes; Syngnathidae
Gene: phox2bb
Product: paired like homeobox 2Bb
Exons: 3
Coding region: 1-876 (291 amino acids)
Biological process (GO): regulation of transcription by RNA polymerase II
Molecular function (GO): RNA polymerase II transcription regulatory region sequence-specific DNA binding; DNA-binding transcription factor activity, RNA polymerase II-specific
Source: RefSeq, a predicted model, not a curated record
AUGUAUAAAAUGGAGUAUUCUUACCUCAACUCGUCCGCCUACGAGUCGUGCAUGGCCGGCAUGGACACGUCCAGCCUGGCGUCGGCCUACGCGGACUUCAGCUCGUGCAGCCAGGCCGGCGGCUUCCAGUACAACCCCAUCCGGACCACGUUCGGGGCCACCGGCGGCUGCCCGUCGCUGGCGCCCGGAUCCUGCAGCCUGGGCACGCUGCGGGACCACCAGAGCGGCCCGUACGCGGCAGUGCCCUACAAGCUGUUCACGGAUCACGGCGGUCUGAACGAGAAGCGCAAGCAGAGACGCAUCCGGACCACCUUCACCAGCGCGCAGCUCAAGGAGCUGGAACGGGUCUUCGCGGAGACACACUACCCGGACAUCUACACGCGCGAGGAGCUGGCACUCAAGAUCGACCUGACUGAAGCCAGAGUGCAGGUUUGGUUCCAGAACCGACGGGCAAAGUUCCGCAAGCAGGAGCGUGCCGCCGCAGCCGCCGCCGCGGCCGCAAAGUCCGGUUCCGGCAAGAAGUCGGACCCGCGGGACGACGACAGCAAAGACGCCAAAUCCACCGACCCGGACAGCACGGGGGGCCCCAACCCGGUGCCCACCUCCAACUGCGGGGGUCCCAGCCCCACCGGCGUGCAGGUGAACGGCGGCGGCAACGGCGGACAGGCGGAAGCGAGCAAGGGCGUCGUGUCGUCCGGCAUGGGGGUGGGGGUGACGGGGGUCGGGGUGACUUCGCCGAGCCAAGGCUGGGCCGCCGCCCCGGGGACCAUCACCUCCAUCCCGGACUCGCUGGGCGGGCCGUUCGCCAGCGUGCUGUCGUCCUUGCAGAGACAGAACGGAGCCAAGGCUGCCUUAGUAAAAAGCAGCAUGUUCUAA